This is a messenger RNA of Echinococcus granulosus, 2244 nucleotides long. RefSeq lists its product as hypothetical. Gene Ontology annotation, cellular component: postsynaptic density; cytoskeleton; plasma membrane. The transcript is spliced from 12 exons. The record is from RefSeq and is a predicted model, not a curated record. NCBI's taxonomy places the organism in Eukaryota, Metazoa, Platyhelminthes, Cestoda, Cyclophyllidea, Taeniidae. The coding region runs from base 1 to 2244 and encodes 747 amino acids. Gene Ontology annotation, molecular function: actin filament binding.
AUGACGGACGUGUUGGGGCCUCAGGGUGUCGAUUUCCUCGAUGGUCUGGAUGUGAAUGAUCCCGAUUACAUACGGGAUUUGCUGCGUCCCGCAUCCAUCAAAGAAGAUGUGAAAUUGAUGGUGCAAAGACGCCGAGUUUCUCUCAUUCUAAAUUCUCUCGCUUUUCGGAACGAGCUAGAAAAGAUAGUUGCAUCGCAGAUGCGUGAUGGUGUUUUGAGUUCCAACGUUAUGGCUCUCAAAAAAUUGGUGGAUUUACUGACGCCGCACGCAAAACUUGGGUCCUCUGCGUUUGCAAAAGGUGUGACGGUGCCUGUUAUUCCUAUAAAUGAUCUACACUCACAAAACACUACCUACUCAAAAUUGGAGCGAAUCAUUCGCUGUAAGGUUGCAUCUACUUAUCGUCUCGUGGAUAUUUUUGGCUGGUCUUCUAGUUCUAAGGGCCAUAUUUCGGCCAAGGUGUUUAAGGAUGGAGAUUCUUAUCUCUUCAACCCAGAAGGACUCCUUUUUAGCGAAAUUACGGCCUCAUCCCUUUUAAAGGUUGACUUGAAAGGUAAUAUUAUUGAUGGUGGCUCACACGGCUUGGGUGUCGACAAGCAGGGAUGGACAUUGCAUGCUGCCGUUCAUGAAGCCCUUCCAGCUAUUCGAUGUGUCAUCCAGUUGAGUACACCAGCGACCAUUGCGAUCUCCUGCAUGUGCACUGACCUGCCGCCAAUCAGUCAGGAGGCAAUGAUGCUGGGUGCUGCGGCCAGUUAUGACCCCGCCAGCAUUGACCAACAUUUGCAAGGUGAGGAACGCAACGCAGCAGAGAUCGCUGUCAUUGGCGAACGCUUGCAGAACACUGCAGGUGGGGAUCCUCGCAUCCUCAUAAUUCGCAAAUACGGCAUUCUUGCCAUGGGCAAGUCUGUCGAGGAGGCCUGGAUGGCGGCCUAUCUUUCUGUUUCGGCCUGCGAAGCCCAACUUCGAUUAGCCUGUGUGGGGAUGGAUGAAUUAGUGAUGCCCGUGGGCGGUGAAGUCCCACCCUCUUUGGACAGUCAGGUGCUGAACGCUACCACUGGGGGGAUGGGUGGUGCCACAGACAGAAGUUGGCGUCCGGGAGAGCUAGAAUUUGAGGCUAUGAUGCGGCGACUGGACGCAGCAGGGUACCGCACUGGCCACCUCUACCGCGUUGGCCAGGUGCAACCUACUGCAGGCACGCGCACUUCUUCCAUCCCUGAGGUACCCGACAAUAUCGACGGAAAAACGCCAUCUCAAACUCAACACACCCGUCGGGCUGCCACUUUGGGUCGCAGCUUCAGGGCCGAUGUCGAGGUCCCCCCUGCUGCCAGUUCAUUUGCUGCCAACUACUACAAAGACGAUGCCACCAGGAUCAAGGAGGCGGCAGCCUAUCGCGCUAAAACUCUGUCUCUGCAGCGCAUGCACUUCAGCAAUACUCCAAAUGCCUAUCAAAAGGAGGAGAUCGAAGAGGUAGGGACUGCGAAUCCAAAAAAGAUCACCAAAUGGACUGAAGGAUCUAGUCGCACUACAGGCGGCACUCUUCUUGCCAGUGAAGAUCCCAACCAAUUCGCGCCGCAGGGUGAUGAUCCACGAGAAUUUAAGGAAAACCUCAAGAAGGUGCGCGAGAUGUACUACAAGGAUGUGCUUACUGCGGGUCCGAAGUCGAAGAUCCUAGAGGGUCUGGGUUUGAAUGACGAUGUUGAUGAAGUUGAUCGCGUGGAUGCUCGCGAUGGAGUUGCCUCUUCCUCCCAAAUUGCUAGUCCACGUGGAACUCUGCUGCGUCUGGACCCCGCUAAUCCGCCCACCCUCGAGCCUGGCCACGUGGUCGUUGUGGGUGCUGUCAGCAAGGGUAUAAUAAACCGUGACCAGCGCCACAAUGUCGGUCUCUUCCAAUCGGUCUUCUCCCCCAACCCCUUCGACCAAGUAACGGAUGAUGAAUUAGAGCGCUACAAACGCAAUGUGGAGCGUAAGGCCAAGGGCUUGCCCACAGAGGAGGAAGAGGAGGAGAUGGAGCGCAGGAAACGAGCUACACUUGAAGCCACUGCCCCUCACUCCUCUCCUCAAAGACAAACAGAAGAUAUUGAGCACGAGUGUGUCCGUUCGGAUACCAGUGCUGAUCCAAGUGUUGAUGGAUCCAAAAGCAGUCGUAAGAAGCGACGCUUUAAGAUGCCGUCGUUUUCUCGAAAGGGCAAGGACAAGAAGAAGGCCUCGAGCUCAAAUGAGACGCCGUCGGUCGACACCCCAAAGUAG